This is a messenger RNA of Microplitis mediator, 1524 nucleotides long. RefSeq lists its product as uncharacterized. The record is from RefSeq and is a predicted model, not a curated record. The coding region runs from base 324 to 1343 and encodes 339 amino acids. The transcript is spliced from 9 exons. NCBI's taxonomy places the organism in Eukaryota, Metazoa, Arthropoda, Insecta, Hymenoptera, Braconidae.
ACAGUUAUAGUCAGUGUGUCCUGUGUCUUCUUUAUACAUUGAUACUGCCAACAAACUGAAUUCUUGUGCGUCUUGGAGAUUUCAUCAGUCUUCGAUAUUGAAUUCAAGUGAGCACACGCUGUAAUCUCUGACGCAGUUACAUCAACGUUGUACAUAUAUCAAUAUCAAUAUAAGCCGGCUUUAUUUCAUUAUUAUGAAUUAAUAAUUUUCGGCAUCAUCAGACAAGGCCUUGAUGCUGAUAUCGAUAUAGAUUUCAAAUUGGUAAAUAGAUAACAGCAACAAAAAAUAACACAAGAUAAAGUUCUCAGCCUAAAAUAAUAAAGAUGUCAUCAUCGUGGUCAUUAAAUUUAACGAGAAUGGUCGAGAGCGUUGGCGAGGGAAUGUCCUGGUCUUUAGAUCAAAUAUCGCAUUUAAACGCAGGACAGGUACUGAUAAAAUUCAUCGACCGGAGUCUUAAUGUUGUCGAAAAAACAGCGCAGUGGAGUUUACCCUACAGUGAAAUUGUUGCCGAGGAGAAUGGAAAAGCAUUCAAAAUUAUGGAGCUGGUUAGACCGUUACCUUGGAUAUUUUUUCUACCAAGUUUAGUAAUUUUACGAAGCUUCAGGUUAACGUGGAAUGUUGGAGCUUGGAUUCUUGGAUACCCUUCAAUUCAACCUAGUGAUAUUGUUAAAUGUCUACAAAAAACAAGAAGACGUUUGCGAGUAAUCAGACUAAAUGGUAGCAAGAGAAUGAGGAAAACGAAUCCUACUUUACGGGACAAAAGUUCACGGAUAAAUGAAGCUAAAAGAAGUUUGUUAAAGUCUAUUCAAAUCACCUUGUCCAGUUUAUCUUGUCUUGAUGCUAGUAAGAUGAAAUCCUCGCCAUCUACGAGGAUUCGUCUGCAUGACUAUCAGGAGAUUGAACCGGCACCGGUUACAGAGCCAUUGACUGCUAACAUGCACGGCGAACCGAAACGCAAGUACUCCGAAGUAAGUUCAGAUUAUUCUCAAACAUCCGAUGAAUCUGAUGCUGAAUAUGAACGUUUCAAAUCUAAACUUGAUCCAAAUGUAUCUGCGUACGAAUCUGAAGAUGAGGAAGACAAAAGCUUCAAAGUUAACGUAGAUGAUAAUGGAAAAUCAGAUGGUUCUGAUGAAGAGAUACCAUCGAAUGACGAAGAAGAAGCUCAAAAAGAACUUGAAGAAUUAAUAGGAGAAGACGAUUCGGCAAAGGGCAUUGUAUAUGCUGUGGGAGACGAUACUGAGCAAAAGUUUAUGGCACAAUAUGAACUCAUGAUGAAAGACAAUUUUUCGGAACAAAAAACAGCAAAACAGCAGUCACCGAAACAAGAAUCACCGAAACAAUAAAAUCAUGCGAACAAAUCGAAGAGAGUAAUAAAAACAUAGCAGAAUCAACUGAUUCGCAAGAAGUUACACCAACUGCCAGUCCUCCGAAACUGAUUCUUAACCAUGGAAAAAAUUAUCGGCAUAAAAGAUCCACUGGAUCUCAGAGUCGUUCAUCAAAUGAACGAGGAAAGAAAAAAUAAUU